AUGUUGAUACUUCUGAGUGACAUCAAUCAGAAAUUGGACUCUCAAAAUCAAAUAGUGAACUCUCACUCUCAAUCCAUCACCAAGUUAGAGGCUCAAAUGGGACAGAUGACUAAUACCCUCAACACGAGAGAAGAGGGGGCACUUCCAUGUCAGCCGGUGGCCAACCCAAAGGGACACUACAUGAAGGAAAAGGGUAAGCAAGUAAACAUUGAGGCUUCUUCUUCAUCAGCUCCGACUCUUGAGAUACCAUAUGAGCCUCAGGCUCCAUUCUCGGAACGUCUCAAGGCACCUUCUCACUUUGGGAAACAAGGAGAGAAAAUACAAGAUAUGAUGGAGGUCUUCAAACAGGUAAAAAUCAAUCUCCCACUCCUUGAUGCCAUCAAGCAAGUACCUGCCUAUGCAAAAUUCCUCAAGGACUUGUGUACUCAGAAAAGGAAAAGCAGAAAUCAUAUUCCCAAGAAAGUCCUUCUUACUAAGCAUGUGAGCUCCCUGAUUCAGUACAACACUCCUCUGAAGUUCAAGGAUCCUGGAUCCCCUACAAUUUCAUGUAUCAUCGGACAGAGUAAGAUUGAUAAAGCACUCCUAGAUCUAGGAGCAGGUGUGAAUUUACUUCCCUAUUCAAUGUAUCAGCAGCUUGGCCUAGGGGAACUGAAGCCCACCACAGUGAUUCUACAGUUGGCUGAUCGGUCUAUUAAGAAACCAAGAGGGGUAAUAGAAGAUGUCAUCAUCAAAUUAGAUAAGUUUUUCUUCCCAGUGGAUUUCAUCGUACUUGACAUUGAGCCCAUUCCCAAUCUUGAGAAGCUGAUCCCGGUCAUCCUUGGGCGCCCUUUCUUAGCCACGGCCAAUGCAUGCAUCAACUGUCGUACAGGAGUCAUGGAGAUCUCUUUUGGUAAUAUGAAGGUCAGGCUAAAUAUCUUCAAUGCAUUCCAGCAUGCACCUGAUCAGAAUGAGUGUUUCUUUGUGGACAAAAUUGAAGAAUUUGUAGAAGAUUCACUCCCCAGUGUUUUGGCAAGGGAUCCUUUGGAAGACUGCCCAACUCACUUUGGCUCUGAAGACUUCAACACCAAUCAAUACAUUGAUGAGGUCAAUGCCUUGCUAGAGACAGCUGCUAGUGCAGAUUUUCAUCCAUGGAGACUACCCAAGGAGCCCCUACCUCAAACUUCAAGCACUCAUCCCAUUCCUUCCCUUGAGUCUCCACUGAAGCUUGAAUUGAAGCCACUGCCAAACAAGCUCAAGGAUGCCUUCCUCAGCUCUAAUGAUACCUUUCCGGUCAUCAUUGCUUCAGAUCUACAAAAGGACCAAGAAGACAAUUUAUUAGCAUUAUUGAAGAAGCAUAAACAGGCUAUUGGAUGGACUGUAGCUUAUUUGAAGGGCAUUGACCCCUCCAUCUGUAUGCACCAGAUUCAUUUAGAGGAAGAUGCUCGACCGUCUCGUGAGGCACAGCCCCGGCUGAAUCACAAUAUGAUGGAGGUAGUGAUGAAGGAGGUGGUCAAAUUACUCGAUGCAGGUAUCAUCUACCCUAUCUCCGAUAGCAAGUGGGUGAGCCCCGCCCAAGUGGUUCCAAAGAAGUCUGGGAUCAUAGUGGUAGAGAACUCAGCUGGCAAAUUGAUUACCCAGCGCACAACUACGAGAUGGCGCGUCUUAUUGACUACCACAAGCUCAACUCCCAUACUCGAAAGGAUCACUUUCCACUCCCACUCACUUUCCACUUUCAUCAUGAAGCUUCCCGACUGGUCUUUGCCGUUUGAAAUCGUGUGUGAUGUAUCUGAUUAUGCUUUGGGCACGAUCCUAGGACAACAUGAAGGCAAGCUUCCUCAUGUCAUCUACUUUGCUAGCAAGACUCUGAUGGAUGCUCAAUUCAAUUACACAACAACAGAAAAAGAGCUGCUAGCCAUUGUCUUUGCCUUGGAUAAAUUCCGCUCAUAUCUUCUGGGAUCCAAGAUAAUCUGCCGCUGUGUUCCCUGGGCCUAUCGCACAGCUUACAAGACACCAAUCGGUAUGUCUCCAUACCGGAUUGUUUAUGGCAAGGCAUGCCAAAGUCCUGUGGAACUAGGGCACAAAGCUCUGUGGGCAAUCAUGCAGUUCAAUUUUGACAUGAAAGAAGCUGGCUCUCAUCGGAAACUGCAGUUGACAGAAUUGGAGGAGCUGCGCAAUGAUGCAUAUGAGAAUGCCCACAUUUACAAGGAAAAGACAAAGGCAUUUCAUGACCGACAUAUUCUGCCCAAGUCCUUUGUGCCAGAACAAAAGGUAUGGCUUUUCAAUUCCAAACUCCAGCUCUUUCUAGGGAAGCAUCACUCCAGAUGGGAUGGCCCUUUCAUUGUCACGUCAGUGUCUCCACAUGGCCCCGUCAAAUUACAAGACCUAAAGGAUGGCACUUUGUUCAAAGUCAAUGGCCAAAUAUUGAAGCCCUACAUAAAGGGUGUUGCACAGAAUGAAGAUGCUACUUCCAUCCACUUGACAGAUCCCAUCUACUUGGACUAG
Alnus glutinosa is the source of this 2481-nucleotide messenger RNA. RefSeq lists its product as uncharacterized. NCBI's taxonomy places the organism in Eukaryota, Viridiplantae, Streptophyta, Magnoliopsida, Fagales, Betulaceae. The record is from RefSeq and is a predicted model, not a curated record. Bases 1 to 2481 code for a protein of 826 amino acids. The transcript is spliced from 3 exons.